Messenger RNA from Scomber japonicus (chub mackerel), 1928 nucleotides. RefSeq names its product syntaxin 17 (gene stx17). The record is from RefSeq and is a predicted model, not a curated record. Gene Ontology annotation, cellular component: plasma membrane; autophagosome membrane; SNARE complex. Gene Ontology annotation, molecular function: SNAP receptor activity; SNARE binding. The transcript has 7 exons. Lineage: Eukaryota; Metazoa; Chordata; Actinopteri; Scombriformes; Scombridae. The coding region runs from base 238 to 1146 and encodes 302 amino acids. Gene Ontology annotation, biological process: intracellular protein transport; vesicle fusion; exocytosis.
UGAGAGAUGUUUACAAACAGCAAACUGUCAGAAACAAAUUGAAGACGUCGUCGCAAAUUAGCAUAUAUCAUAAUUAAUUUUCCCAGUCGUGUGGACGCUCACAACAGCCUUUAGCGGACAUACAUUUAAUACUUGAAUAGUAUUUUAGCUGUGUGUGUGGGGGCAGAGAGAUAAAGCUGAGCAGGUGCAGUGUCUAAGUUACACAGAGGUGUUGGCUGUGGGCAGUCAGCAGGACACAUGGCAGAGGAAGGCCACAAGCUGACACUGAGGCGCCUUGAGGCACCAAUCCUCAAGUUCAUUAAAGUAGCUCUACCCACGGACCUGGAGAGACUGCAGAAACACCACGAUAACAUACUGAAGUACCAGCACAGCCAGCAAUGGGUCCGCCUUCAUCAGGAGCAUAUCAAUGCCAGCCGAACUGUUCAGCAGUUAAGAGCAAAUAUGAGAGAGAUGGAGAAGCUGUGCACCCGGGUCCGUGCCGAAGACGCCGCCGCCCUAGAGAGGCUUAUCAAGCCAGUCAGAGACCGAGCGUCAGCCGCCACACAAGACUUUCUGAAUUUGCACUCUAACCCCGUCCCUCAGCCUGCACCAGCAUUGCCACCUGCUGCUCAGCCGUCCAGCUGUGUGUCCAGCAGUUAUCACGAUGAUGACGAUGGGGACGAGGGCCCUGUGUCUGGCAGGCAAAUUCAGCUCCACCUUCCAGAAAUCCCUGCUGAUCAGAGCGCGGCUGAGUCGUGGGACAACCUGGAAGAGGGUCUGAAGGAGCUGAGUGGUUUGGUGACAGAGUUCUCUCUGCUCGUCCAUUCCCAGCAGGAGAAGAUUGACAGCAUAGAGGACAACGUCAACACAGCCGCUGCCAACGUGGAGGAGGGGACCAAGAGCCUGGGGAAGGCGGUGGGCUACAAGUUGGCGUUGCUGCCGGUUGCCGGGGCGUUGCUGGGUGGAGUAUUAGCAGGUCCACUGGGCCUGCUGGCUGGGUUUAAAGCUGCAGGGGUGGCUGCUGCUCUGGGGGGGGGUGCCCUGGGAUAUGCAGGGGGCAACGUGGUCCAAAAACACCGCAGAGCCCAAGUGGAUCUACAGAUGAAACAGCUGACAGCACCACCAUCAGAAGAACCAGCCGAAUCAGAGUCAAGCAAAGACAAAUGACCAAACGUGUGUAUGUGUGGUCAGUCGUCUCUGAGCUCAGGUGGUGUCUGAUCACUGCCUGACGCGGUACAAACCAGACCUCCACCCUGCUCAGACCACCUCACAGACUCAAUAUUAGGUGUCAGCGCCAAGUACUGCUGUAAAACUUUUAUGCAAGAUAAGCCUAAAUGCAACAGUCAAAUACUUUGAUUUUUGGGCUUGAAUGCUGUUUCUGUGAGGACAUUAAUCUAAUUUUGUUCAAACUGACUUUUUUUAAUUCUCAAGUUAUUUACACUACAGCUUUUAGUGUGUGGUUUGGUCAUCCUGACAUGGCUCUGAGCCAAAUAAAUUAAGUCAAUUUCACUGAACCAACCAUUCCGUGAAAUGGUAUCACUACCAACAGCAUUGUGUGUGUUCGUGAAGCUGCCAUCUUUUUUCAGAUCCUUUAUUAUCAUGUUUUGUCAUUUUGUCUCAAAAUGUGUGUAUGCAGGAAUAACUGUCCCAUUGUGAGCAGCUGUAGUACUGAGACUACAAUAAGGCAUGGAAAAUGUUUUAAUGUCACUCUGCUGUUAUGUUUACUUAAUCCAACUUUAAGUGGCACUUCUUCAAUGUUUAUAUAAAUAAUGUUGUAAAUAGGGGCUGUACAUAGGGACUUGUUCUUGUGAAGUAUGGAAGCGAAAUUGCACAAAACCCGCCCAAAGUGCCACUUUCCAGAUCACUUCAGUGACUGGAGUGUAAAAACCUGCCACGCAUUGAUUACAGUGCUGCUGGUUUCUCUGCCAAAUAAAAUGUUGUCUUGUCAA